AUGGAAGCGUCACCACAUUGUGCAGCUGAAAAGAAGUACCGGAACAUCGCACCUUGGUUGUUGCAUUGUGUGGGAUUGCCGGGGGAUAAAUUUAAAUCAAAGAAAUCUUGCCAGAAAUCUCGUUUAUCCAAAGAUACUGGAGUCACUUUUAACAGCAUUCCUGCAGUCUGUUUCCUCCCACGAUCGCAAAACCUUGUUACGUCGGAAUUUGCAACUCCCAAGUUUCCAGAAUGUCGAAUUCAGAUUCUGGACAAGAAAGGGAAGUUGCUGAACUCAUUUCCGACAGAAGUUGAACGCAGAGGUUCGUCUACGUUCGGAGUAUCGCCGGCUUCAGAUGACGACUCGUACAUCGCAGCAUGUACCGGCAGAGGAGUUGCGAUUUGGUCUACUGAAGGAAAAUUAGUCGCAAAUAUGACUAGUGACGACGUACAAAAUUGUUGCCAUAUCACACACAUGAAGUGUGGACUUCUGGCAACAACCUGCAUUACUGAUAUGCGAGGAAGAUGUGUAACGUUAUGGGAUCAAAGGUCAGGAAAAAUUGUGUCGCAAUUUGCAUCGAGACCUGAGAUUGUUGAAUUGAAUCCAUUGAAAGCAACACAAAAGAUUAUAAUAAGAAACAACCAUAUUCGUCUUCCCUGGUUUUUGACAUCGAACAGCAAAGAUGAAAUUUUUAUUUCAGAUCGAAAUUCCAAGUGUAUUAAAGUAUUCGACACUCGCAAUCAACGCUACAUCAAGUGUUUCGAUACAAGUGGUUUUGAUACAAGAGUCAAGAAAUCCAUAGUUCCACAAGGACUUUGUACAGACGAAAACGAAAAUCUUAUAGUUAUGGAUAGCAACACAAAAUCACUUCUUCUUUUUGACCCAAAAGGCUCAUUUAUUCGACCUUUGACCCGGAAGGCGGAAUUUGAUUUAUAUGGCGAACCAUGGGCGAUAGCAAUGACAACUAGUCCACAAUUUCAUCGUCCAAUUUGUAGAUCAAAAUGUAGAGGAAAUGACAAUGCACGAACUUUAGCUGUUUCCAUGGCAACCCCUAAACCAGCAGUUGGAAUUUACAAACUAAGCUUUUGUCCACAUUACACAAGCUAUGUAUGAUGAGAAGGCAAAAGAAUUGAAUAAAAAUCAUGGAAUUUACAAAAAUAUAAAUUUCAUUGACACGUUAUGUACAUAUAUAUACUACUUUUGUGGAUUUGAAAGAUUAGUCAUUAUAUAUUUCAACUUUUUUCCCAGGACGCUAAUCUCUUGAACGAUCAAAGACAAAAUGUAUCAAUACUGUCGCGAGUGUUGGUCCAAUUCCCGGUACUCCCGUAGUACCAGGUUAGGAUUAGGCCAUAAUUUUAUUCCGAUUUUCCAUAUUUC
Molecule: messenger RNA, 1356 nt
Organism: Styela clava
Lineage: Eukaryota; Metazoa; Chordata; Ascidiacea; Stolidobranchia; Styelidae
Biological process (GO): protein polyubiquitination; proteasome-mediated ubiquitin-dependent protein catabolic process
Molecular function (GO): ubiquitin protein ligase activity
Source: RefSeq, a predicted model, not a curated record